Molecule: messenger RNA, 1809 nt
Organism: Cordyceps militaris CM01
Lineage: Eukaryota; Fungi; Ascomycota; Sordariomycetes; Hypocreales; Cordycipitaceae
Product: trehalose-phosphatase
Exons: 2
Coding region: 1-1809 (602 amino acids)
Biological process (GO): trehalose biosynthetic process; cellular response to heat; fungal-type cell wall organization
Cellular component (GO): alpha,alpha-trehalose-phosphate synthase complex (UDP-forming); cytosol
Molecular function (GO): catalytic activity
Source: RefSeq, a predicted model, not a curated record
AUGUCGGCAAGGACCGCCAGCAUCAGACCCGACUUGCCCCAAAAGCGCGAGUCUGAGGCACUCGCCCGCUGGAGAAGCGAUGCGCAAAAUGUUCCCGUAACUCCCGCCUUUGGACACGAAAAACAGAGCUUGCAUGCGAAGCUUGGCUCGGAGACGACGGGGCAGGAUUAUUUCGGCCAGAACCCACCACCUCUCCAAGGCAAUGUCAUUUCUGUCACGUUUACUCUACCGCGUAUUUUGUAUAAAGCCGGGAAGCUCGAAUGGGACACCGAUAAUCGUUUCUGGCGGUCUGGCCAUCUCGACUGUCUGCUGCACCUGGCCCAGGCUCCUCUACGGCAAACCGUGAUUGCCUGGACGGGCGAGAUCAACCACCUCGACGAAAAGCUUCCUCACAGCCCUGCUGAGCCAUCAUCGACUUCGAUUGCUCCGGGUGGGCACGCCGAGGAAAAAGACGAUUCCAGUCUUGACGGCGCAGUCAUUGUCACGACCGAGGAGCAGAAGCGGCUAGAGACAGACUUGUAUCAGAGCCGCGAGAGGAUUGUGCCAGUCUGGCUCUACUUGAACACGGAGUGGAAGGAAGACGGCAUUGAGCUAAAGAAUCAGUCCAGAUGGCGAGAAUACGCCGAGCAUGACUUAUACCCGCUCUUCCACUACAAGCAACGGGAGCCCACGGGUGGCGGCGAUGAAAGACUGCGAUGGAAUGACUAUCAUCAAGCCAACGAAGCGUUUGCAGACAAGAUAUGUGCAACCUACAAGCCUGGUGAUGUUGUUCUGGUACACGACUUCUACCUGAUGCUCGUGCCCCGAAUGGUUCGUCAACGACUUCCCAGUGCCCGCAUCGCCCUUAUCCUGCAAACGCCGUUUCCGACGAGCGAGUUUGCGCGAUGUCUGCACCGUCGGCAGGAGCUCCUCGAGGGUGUACUCGGUGCGGACGUCGUCGUUUUCCAGGCCUCUCUGUAUGCGGAGCAUUUUGCCAACUCGUGCGCCAGGAUUCUCGAAACACAAGGCGGGCCAGAGCAAAUCAUUCACGACGGCAGAUGCACCCAGCUGGUGCAUAUCCCUACGGGCAUCAAUAUCCAGCACAUUUCUCAGCACGCUUUCAACCCUACCGUAGAUGACCUCUGCAAAGAAGUCCAAGAUUCAUUCUCCGGCAAGAAAAUCAUCCUCGGCCACGACCCCAUGAACAGCCUCAGCGGCCUCGACAAGAAACUCCAAGCUUACGAGCGGUUCCUACACAACCACCCCGAAUGGCAAGACAAGGUCGUCCUUGUGCAGCUGACCAGUCCCGCGCUGCUCGAGGUCGGCGGCACGGAAGAGGCCGACUUUGCCUCGCGCGUCAACCUCCUCGUCGGGGCCAUCAACGCGCGCUACGGCUCCCUCGGGCACACCCCCGUGCAACUCUCCCCGCUGCCGCCGCAGCAGGAUGCGUACCUGGCGCUGCUGCGACAGAGCGACGUGGCCCUCAUCACCAGCGUGCGCCAGGGCAUCAGCACCACGGCGCUCGAGUACGCCGUGUGCCAGCGCGACGCGCGCGGCACGCUCGUGCUCUCGGAAUUUAGCGGCACGGCCGGCGCUCUGAGUGCCGCGGUCGUUAUUAACCCGUGGGACGUCGCGGCGGUGGCCGACGAGAUUCACAAGGCGCUGACGGCGACGCGCGAGGACAAGGUGGUGAGCCACGCAGCGCUGUUUCGGCAGGUGCAGGAUAUGGCCGUCGAGCGCUGGGCGAGGAAGUUGUUUGGUGUACUGGAGAGUAUCCCGCUGCGUGACUCUCAUGGAGAUAAUCCCAGCCCCAUAAUCGAAGAGCAGUGA